Molecule: messenger RNA, 1632 nt
Organism: Rangifer tarandus platyrhynchus (Svalbard reindeer)
Lineage: Eukaryota; Metazoa; Chordata; Mammalia; Artiodactyla; Cervidae
Source: the annotation of a GenBank genome assembly
AUGCCCCGAAGGAAGCAAAGCCACCCGCAGCCCGUGAAAUGCGAGGGGGUCAAAGUGGAUACCGAAGACUCCCUCGACGAAGGACCCGGGGCCCUGGUAUUGGAGAGUGAUUUGCUACUAGGCCAGGAUCUGGAGUUUGAAGAGGAGGAGGAAGAGGAAGAGGAGGAAGGUGACCGCAACAGCGACCAGCUCAUGGGCUUCGAGAGAGACUCUGAAGGAGACUCUCUGGGGGCCAGGCCUGGGCUUCCCUACGGGCUGAGUGACGACGAGUCUGGGGGCGGCCGGGCACUAAGCGCAGAGAGUGAAGUUGAGGAGCCAGCCAGGGGUCCAGGGGAGGCCAGGGGUGAGAGGCCAGGCCCAGCCUGCCAGCUGUGUGGGGGGCCCACAGGUGAGGGGCCGUGUUGCGGGGCAGGAGGACCGGGUGGGGGGCCCCCGCUGCCCCCACGGCUACUGUACUCAUGCCGCCUCUGCGCCUUCGUGUCCCACUACUCGAGUCACCUGAAGCGGCACAUGCAGACACACAGCGGGGAGAAGCCGUUCCGCUGUGGCCGCUGCCCCUACGCCUCAGCCCAGCUCGUCAACCUGACACGACACACCCGCACCCACACUGGCGAGAAGCCCUACCGCUGUCCCCACUGCCCCUUUGCCUGCAGCAGCCUGGGCAACCUGAGGCGGCAUCAGCGCACCCAUGGGGGGCCCCCCACUCCUCCCUGCCCGACCUGUGGCUUCCGCUGCUGUGCUCCACGUCCUGCCCGGCCUCCCAGUCCCACAGAGCAGGAGGGGGCAGUGCCUCGGCGACCCGAAGAUGCCCUGCUGCUUCCAGAUCUGAGCCUCCAUGUGUCACCAGGUGGUGCCAGCUUCCUGCCGGACUGUGGGCAGCUGCGGGGUGAAGGGGAAGGCCUGUGUGGGACUGGGUCAGAACCACUGCCAGAGCUGCUGUUCCCUUGGACCUGCCGGAACUGUGGGCAAGAGCUGGAGGAGGGGGAGGGCAGUCGGCUGGGACCAGCCACGUGUGGGCGCUGCAUGCGAGGAGAGACUGAAGGUGGUGCCAGUGGGGGACCCCAGGGCCCCAGUGACAAAGGCUUCGCCUGCAGCCUCUGUCCCUUUGCCACUCAUUAUCCCAACCACUUGGCUCGGCACAUGAAGACGCACAGCGGUGAGAAGCCCUUCCGCUGUGCCCGUUGUCCCUAUGCCUCUGCUCACCUGGACAAUCUGAAACGGCAUCAGCGCGUCCACACAGGAGAGAAACCCUACAAGUGCCCCCUCUGCCCCUAUGCCUGUGGUAACCUGGCCAACCUCAAACGUCAUGGUCGGAUCCACUCUGGGGACAAACCUUUUCGGUGUAGCCUUUGCAACUACAGCUGCAAUCAGAGUAUGAACCUCAAACGCCACAUGCUGCGGCACACAGGCGAGAAGCCCUUCCGCUGUGCCACCUGCGCCUAUACCACGGGCCACUGGGACAACUACAAGCGCCACCAAAAGGUGCAUGGCCAUGGGGGGGUGGGAGGGCCUGGCCUCUCUGCCUCUGAGGGCUGGGCCCCACCUCACAGUCCUCCCCCUGUUUUGAGCUCUCGGGGCCCAACAGCCCUGGGUGCCACCAGUAGCCGAGCUCUCCAUACAGACUCACCCUGA